AUGCCGUCCCUCAACAACAACCAGCUCUCAAAAGACGAGGAAGCUUCGGGAACACUAUCUACCACAACGAUGGCAUCGCCCGAUCUAUUUCCAGAUACCCCUCCAUAUGAGAGCCAACAGACUCGAUCGCCGCUCCAUCUCCCCUCCGAGAUCAUCUCUCUCAUCCUCGCCCAUAUCCCCCGCACCCAGACCUCACAACCAACCCUCUGGGCCUUCACCCUCGUCUCGCGGUCCUUCUACGCCUGCACUAUCGCUACACUCUACCACCGUCCCUACAUAACACCCAACAACUUCAGCCUCUUCGUCCGCACCAUCUGCCCCUCCAAAAACGCCCACAUCAUCCCGACCCCCCUCUCCCCGCUCGUCCAGCGUCUCGACAUGGGCGCCCUAGUCCAUAACUCCAGCAAAUCACUCACAGCACGCCUGUUGGGGCGCCUAAAAGGCAACAUCCAGCAAUUCGUCGCACCACAAGCUUCAUUCGCGAUCAAUUCGUUCGCUGCGUUGGGAAAAUGCAGAGAGAUGCGACUACUAGAUCUAUCUCUCAUCUCAGCCAGCAUAUCCAACAAACUCCUGUUCCAAACUCUCUCCCACCUCCCCAAUCUCCACACUCUCUUCUUUCCGCGUUCCUCCGCUUCGGAUGCCCUCGAAACCAUCACAAAACCCUACACAUGGCCGCCGAAACUCAGCGCACUCCACCUCGCAGGCGGUAUAAAUGACAACUUCCUCUGGACGCAUAUGGUUACCUUACCCGAAAGUUUGCGCACACUCAGCAUCCAACACUGCUCAUCCAUCCACGCCCCCUCCAUCCUCCACGUCCUCUCCCUCCUCGGCCCACGCCUACAAAACCUCACCUUGCGGCACCCCCUCCCACACCUCUACCCCACCUCCCUCGACACACUUCUGCUUCUCUGUCCCUUUCUCCACGCGCUCCGCAUCUCCGCGGAUUUCAUCUCCCCCUCUCUCUUCAUCUCCCCAAACAUCCCGUCAGGCCAUCCUCUCAGAAUCCUAGAUCUGGAAUGCAGUCCCGACGCGAAUGCAGAUGUGGAUAUACCUCCUGGGGUGCUGUAUGAGGCUGUGGAGGAGGGGUUGUUGAGUGAUUUGAGGAGUGUGAGGGUUAGUGCUAGGCUGGCGUGGGGUGCGAGUGAGAAGACGAGGGGGGAUGUGAGGGAUUUGUUGGAGGUUAUGGAGGAAGGGGAGACGGAGAGGCCGGUGGGUGUUGAGGCUGAGGUAUUGUGGUGUAUGCCUGAUACUUGA
Cadophora gregata is the source of this 1254-nucleotide messenger RNA. RefSeq lists its product as uncharacterized. NCBI's taxonomy places the organism in Eukaryota, Fungi, Ascomycota, Leotiomycetes, Helotiales, Ploettnerulaceae. The record is from RefSeq and is a predicted model, not a curated record. The transcript has a single exon. Bases 1 to 1254 code for a protein of 417 amino acids.